This is a messenger RNA of Pseudophryne corroboree (corroboree frog), 4567 nucleotides long. RefSeq names its product transmembrane protein 121. The transcript is spliced from 8 exons. Bases 115 to 1431 code for a protein of 438 amino acids. Lineage: Eukaryota; Metazoa; Chordata; Amphibia; Anura; Myobatrachidae. The record is from RefSeq and is a predicted model, not a curated record.
UGACGCGUCACGAGACUGUUGCCUGGUUCCUUCUCACAGUUUCCGCCGUCCUUAGUUGCCUGGCAACCAGUGACAGCGGCGGCCUUUCAAACUGCAGCUGCAGCAGGAGACCCCAUGCAGCGGGCGGGCAGCGCCAGGGAAGUGCUCUGCGCCCUGUGCCGGGCGCUCUCUGCCUCCGGGCACUUCUGGGAUCCUGAGGUUUUCCGAAAGUCAAAGUUUAACCGGCCGGAAGCGACUCCUGAAUUUUGGAAAUUACUGUACAACUUAUUAAAGCAAAUCUAUCCGAGCGAAGAAGAUUUAUCGCCUUCAGCACCUGAAAAGAAUGCAAUUGCUAAUCAAGUUCAGUAUGUAAAGUGUGUAUUGCAGACUCAAGGCUACGGCAGACCUGCCUUCUACGCUCUCCCCAAUGGUGGUGAAGAAGGCAGCAGGGAACUACUGCUAGCCUUUUCUUGGCUCUUAUGCAGAGUGAAGAUACUUGAAAUAAUGUUGGAAAAGAACAGAGUUAAAGUGGGUGAUCAUGUUACAAUCUGCACGUGUACUUAUGAUAAAGCCUUCAAAAACGUUAAAGAUACUUUGCCAGCAACCAAACGCAAUUUAGAUAUCCGUUAUAUUCAGUGGUUGAAUGGAAAACUGCAGCUCUGCAGGAGAACGUUAUACACUGGUCAUCUGGAAGAAUGUGCUAUUUUGUAUAAGAUUCAUUCCUAUACUCAAGGCUGUCACAUUGACCGAACCACCAGCCAUUUAUCUGUUAUGGAAACAGAACUAAUUAGACAACCUGAAAGCUGCAAUAAGUUGCUGCAGUCUAUAGAAUCAGAGAAUUCUUACUUAGAAGCCUACUUGGAAUGGAAACAGCUAGAAUCCGUGUACUGGCGAUGGAUGGAAACCGUUUUGCAGUCUGCUUCUGAAGAUGAGCAGAGCUUGACUACUCACAAUAUAAACAAGUGCACAUUUUACUCAAGUGGUUAUCGGCCAAGGAAAAGCCUUAGUGAUAUACAGGUGCUAGGCAUGCGUUUACGUGGCCUGAAUGAGCAGCUCCACGAGCUCACUUCAAACAGAAAAUUAUUGUGGCACGAACAGAGUAAAGAUCUAGAAAGAGAUCUCAGUCAGAAGGAAUUGUACUUAACAAUUAAAAAAAUAAAGCAAGAAGUGAAAAAGAAGCUGGAACAUCUUAAACAUCAAAGUGCCCAAUCUGAAGAUAUACACGGAUCGUUCAGAAUUAUCUUUAGAGAAAGCAAGCUUCAGAAAACUGCGGCCCAUAAGGAGCACAAUGUGAGAGACCUUCAAGCCACAGAGGUGAUCACAUUUCUACAGGGUGCCAUAACUAAUAUGGAAGCGGAGUAUGAAAAACUACAAGAUCAAUGCAGGACGAGAUUGGAUGAAAUUACUGAAAGACUUGAAGGGGUUAUUUGUAUCCCGCCUACAAAGUGUUGAUUGUGCAGAGUUCAAUAUUUAGAGGUCUAUUCAUGAAGCAGUGAAAACAGUGGAGAAGUGAGCCAGCAUUGAAGUAGCAGUUGUAAUUUGCAUACUACACAAUUGUUCGGAGCAGCUGAUUGGUUGCCAUGGACAACUUCUCCACAGGCUCACUUCUCCACUUUUUUCACUGCUUCAUGAAUAGAUCCCUAAGCCUUAGAGAGGGAGAAAGUGGACAGAGGCAAAGUACCAGCCAAUCAGCUCCUAACUGCCAUGUCACAGGCUGUUUUUGAAAACUGGCAGAAGCUGAUUGGCUAUUACUUUAUCUCCAUCCUCUCCAAGGGUAACUAACCAACCAGCUCCUAACUGUCAUUUUUAUAACACAGCCUGUAACAGGACAGUUAGGAGCUGGUUGGCUGGUACUUCAUCUCUCUCCAAGGCUUAGUACAUAGACCCCAUAGUGACAUAAAAUAUUUUUUUUAUAUACAGUAGCUCUGCAGCACUUUAUAGAGAAUAUUUCAUUAUACCCCUUUUCCACUAGCUCAAAAUACAUGGGUAAAUGCACGGGGCGUGCAUUUACACGUGCUUUUUGCUAGUGGAAAAGGGUCCCUCUGCAAAAACCCAGAUCAAGUGAUCCGGGAAUCCUACCCGGGUAGCUUACCGGGUUGAACACGAGUUCAACCCGGUAAGCUGUGCAGUGUAUGGUCUCCCAGCGCCGCCACUGCCGCAUCACCAGCAGCGUCACCAACCCGGCAAUAUGCCGGCUUGGUGAGCGCAGUGGGAAAGGGGGCUGAGCACGGGCCGCAGUUGGGUAGCACAUGUGUCAGGCUCCCGGCUGCGACCCGUGCUUCUAGGUGGAAAAGGGGUAUUAUUCACAUCAGUCCCUGUCCUAUUCCAGCUUGCGGUGCAAAUUGCCUACCGCACAUGUACUAGGGUUCCGACAUUGACCUGAAUGUCGACACAGAUGAAAUGACGAUAGGGCAUAACAUGGACAAUGCAUUUCUGUGAUAUCGCUAACACGAAGCCUAGUGGUAAUUUCAACAUGUCAACAUUUUUUCCAUGUUGACAUUUUCUAUAUGGCGACAUAGUAAAUGUCAUCACGAGGACCGCAGUGAGGAGAUGGAAGUACCCAUACACAUCCCUCACAGUUGGUGUCUGUGUAUGUAGGUACCUGUAAUGCUCGUGACUGUGACACCCACAAAUCUUCCAGUUUUCUCAUUCUCUACACAUAGUAUGGUAUAGAAGUCAUUCCUCUUACGUUGCAUCUACGACUUAAAUGUGAUCAGAGAGCAUAAAUUCAGGGCAGGUGGUCCCUCCAUCCGCUGGUCGCUAUUCACUGGCACCAGGGGCGUAGCCAGAACUUUGGGCCCCAUAGCAACAUUUUGAAGGGCCCCCGUCCCAAUGCUUCUAGAGAGACACUUCUCUGCAGCAGUUGUUAAUUGUAUGCCUUAUAAUAGUGCCCUAGUUCAUUUUCUGACCCAUAGUAGAGCCUUAUUCAAUGUUAUGCCCCAUAGUAGUGCCCUAGUUUCUUUUAUGAAUCGUAGUAGUGCUUAAGUUCACCCUAUGUCACAUUUCAGAGCUGCCAGUACACAUUAUGCCACACAGUACCCCCGAUUCACAUUGAUAUAUAGUGCUCCCCGUUCAUAUUGUGCCUCAUUACAGUGCCCCAGUUCAUAUUAUAUAACAUUAUAGUGCCCCCCAGUUCAUUUUAUACCACACUACAAUAUGUAAGUCCAGGGGCAUACCUAGAUAUAUUGCAUGCCCCAAGGAAAACGUUUGAAUGGACCCCUACCUACCAUCAAAUGGCGAAAAAUGUAUAUAACACAUGUAACUGUGACAGGGAAGGUGGCCCCUCUCAGCUCUGGGUCCCAUAGCAGCUGCAGUGCCUGCACCUAUAGUAGCUAGACCCUUGUAUAUAACACAUGUAACUGUGACAGGGAAGGUGGCCCCUCUCAGCUCUGGGCCCCAUAGCAGCUGCACUGCCUGCACCUGUAGUAGCUAGACCCUUGUAUAUAACACAUGUAACUGUGACAGGGAAGGUGGGCCCCUCUCAGCUCUGGGCCCCAUAGCAGCUGUAGUGCCUGCACCUAUGGUAGCUACGCACUUGACUUGCACGGCUCUACCAAAGCUUGUCAUCUGUGUAACUGUGACAGAAUCCAAGAACAUGUUUUAGAUAAAGACUCAAUUUUAAUGGACUUUCUAUGUUAUCUAGCUGUACAAUGCAACAGCAGAGCUUAGGCUGGAAUUGCUGAAUGAAUUCCACCACCCAUAGGGCUUACUCAUAUCUCCGCCAUAAUCCUUCAGGUUGUACAGACAAUGGUUUUGUUGCUCCCAGCAUGCUCCUCUGCCAGCGUUCCAAUCACCGUCUACUCUGCAAUAAUAGACUACAGCAUUAGCGUGGGAUGACAUGAGUCUCAAGCAAUCGCCGUAAUGCAGCGACCGGCAACUUCUGGAAGUAUUCUUCCUCUCCUAUACCUACUCUCUCACCUUGUCAGUGAGCAGGUCACUCUGCAGUUAGCUUAUGGGGUGUCUGAGGAUAGAGGGGGGCGAUCCGCAAAGCACCUGCAUCCUGUUUCCUUAGUGCAUUGCAUUGUAACACGCGUUAGUGUCAACAAUUUGCUCACCUUGAGAUGAAUGAUCCCUAUGAUGGCUCUGUUUUCAGCACAUUAUACGCAUCCAGUCACUUGUCACGCCGCACAUCCUGCAUAAUGCACUUCAGAUAAGUAAACUGUGACAUUUUCUAAUAUAAUUGCUUAAUUUAGAUGAAUCACCCUUCUCAAAGCACUAAUUACUCCAUGCUCAUCAAUCAAUACAUUACAAUUAUAUCAAUAAUAUUCAUAAAAGGAGUUAAUGGCAAUGAAAAAUGCAUAUCAUAUAUUAAUAAUACACGCAUAAUCAUGAAAAAUAAUUGUCUGUAUAGAUUUAACAAUUAGUCAUCAUCAAAAUUCAAUUUGUUUAAAGCCAGUGAUUAAAAAAAACGUUUUACUCCACACUCCGUUUCGUAUGAUUGUGUCCUUCAUGCAGUGAUUAUAAUCGGAUAGUAUUUUCAUAGAUUAUGUGCAAGCGGUGGCACCAACAUAAGCCUUGUCAUUUAUUACCUGUGGAAGUCCACUAUGUCCACUUUUCGAAAUUAAAAAUGUUUUUCAUCUUCGUACAA